Molecule: messenger RNA, 933 nt
Organism: Echinostoma caproni
Lineage: Eukaryota; Metazoa; Platyhelminthes; Trematoda; Plagiorchiida; Echinostomatidae
Source: the annotation of a GenBank genome assembly
AUGACCAUGCUGAGCGAUAUAACAAAGGCAUUCGCAGACUACUUCAUCGACAAAACUUUUGACUCCUUCGCGGAGUUUGAUAAGCAUGUCAGAAUUUUUCAGAGGGCAACUGGAAGUAUAUAUACCCUACGUGAUGCUCGGAAACUCACAUCAAGCGACUCCAGUGGUGAAUUGUUGGAUAAAUUAGUCUACAAGUUGGCUACAUUUCGUUGCACAAAUCCUAGAACACCACAAGAGCCCGGUAAAGGCCCAAUACGUCAAGGAGAAUGUCGUGCCUAUUUAAAGAUCGGCACCAAAUUUAACAGUCUUUGUAUUGUGGCGGCGAAUAAUCAACACAGUCACUUUUUCUUUCCACGUGGCCGAUUGCUACGCCAGACUAAUGUUCGUUGUGCACCAAAAGGACCUCCUCCGCCACCGCCAAUGCACAUGACUCCAUCUAUUACCGUUCGACCGAAAGCAGAUCCGAAUCAGAAUUUUCAAACAAAGGCUAAUACCCCAACCACUCCUAAGGUGAUCGAUACUCGCUCUGUCGCUGUUACCACAGCUCAAGCUGCAUUGGUCACAUCAAACAACCCAGCUUCCGUGGCUUCGGUUUCACCCAGUUCAGUUACAACGGCUACUCCGGUAUCAUCUGGGGUCCAGUUGACCGUACCUACGGGAAUUUUACUUUCUAAUCUCAUUCCUGUCGUGCCUGCGACUACAACUGCAGUGCAGCCGUUCACGCCCGCAAACAACAUCUCUCCAGCAGCACCGGAUCAGAAAGCACGUUUCACUGAAUUGUGCCCUUAUGUUCGACUUUUGGCAUUGUUAGUUGAAUCGAACGAAGAAAAGUAUUCCAACAGGAAAAAUUUGCUCCUGGGUUUGAUUGAAGCCUGGGCGAACGGCCAAAAGGUGGAUUUGGUAGUACAUCAACUUUCUCAGAGUGCAGAUUGA